Messenger RNA from Stegodyphus dumicola, 1745 nucleotides. Its product is annotated as mitochondrial S-adenosylmethionine carrier protein. NCBI's taxonomy places the organism in Eukaryota, Metazoa, Arthropoda, Arachnida, Araneae, Eresidae. The record is from RefSeq and is a predicted model, not a curated record.
CGCAAUUUCGUUCUUUAUUCUUUCACAGAAUACCGGUAUCCAGCUAAUGCCAGAUGCAAAAAGGAAACUAUUGCGAACUUUUUUAUCUCUUUCCCUACAACUUCAAUGGAAAUUAGAUGUUAUAGCGAAUAAUACAAUCUGGAGCUGUAGCUGGCAUGGCUGUGGACAUUUCUCUUUUUCCUUUGGAUACUAUCAAGACUCGAUUACAAAGCUCACAAGGAUUCUGGAAAGCUGGUGGCUUACGAAAUAUCUACUCUGGAAUUGGAUCUGUUGUUGUUGGAUCUUCCCCUGGAGCUGCUGUCUUUUUCUGUACAUAUGAGAUGGUUAAAUCAUUAUCCUGUCAGUCCAUUUUUAGUGAUUAUCAAACGUUUGUGCAUAUGUUUGCUGCUUCAUGUGGGGAAGUGGCAUCAUGUAUCGUUCGAGUUCCUACAGAAGUAGUAAAGCAAAGAGUGCAAGCAAAUUCAAAGCUUUCUAGUUGGAGACUGUUACAAGCAACAAUAAGAUCUGAGGGUCUUCAAGGAAUGUACAGAGGUUAUUUCAGCACCAUUUUCCGUGAGAUACCAUUUUCCUUGAUUCAGUUUCCUAUAUGGGAAUAUCUUAAGAAUAGGUGGUCUAACAGACAAGGUUUUUACGUAAAGCCAUGGCAGUCUUCCAUUUGUGGUGCAGUAGCUGGUUCCAUUGCAGCAGCUAUCACAACUCCUCUUGAUGUUGCUAAAACAAGAAUAAUGCUUGCUCAGAAAGGUACUAUGGCAUCUGAAGGUUAUAUUAUACCUGUACUCAGGGAUGUAUGGAGAGAAAAAGGAUUUCAUGGUUUAUUUGCUGGUGCAGUUCCACGUGUAUUGUGGAUAUCAUUAGGAGGCGCUAUUUUCCUUGGAUCAUAUGAAAAAUCAAAAGAAGUUUUAAUUCAAUGUCUAAUCACAUAACAGAUAUAUUACUUCAUUGAUCUGUAUGAAAGUAAUUACGUUGAAUCAUUAUUUAUUAAAAUUGUGUGAUUUGUAAUCAGAUAUUAUGUACUGAUAUUUAAAUAUCAUUAGAGGUAUAUAAUGCACUAUCUCACAUAGAAAAUGCAGCACAAUAAAAGAAUUAGUAGAAUGUGAUGAAAAUUAGCACAAUAUUAUGUAUAUAAAUAAAUUUUAAUUUAAAACAGAUAAUUCAAUAUAAUGAUCGACUAUCAUUGCAUUGUAUUACUAUUUUGAAGAUGCAGUGAUCAGCAGGAAGUAGGACAUUUGUUGCUGUAAUAUAAAAAGCAACUCUUUGAGAUACAGCUGAAAUUAACAUGCGGAUAUUACCCUGAGAGAUGGAUGACCAUAUGCUUUCAGUUUUCUCUAUUGUCCUUCUAUUUGCAUAGGGAAGAUCAAACAAAGGAAAGCCAAUCAUGUCCCACAAAUGUUUGAUUGAUGUGAAACCAAGGAAUUCUCAACUACUCGUGUCUUCUGACAUGAAAGUCAUCUUGAAAUAUGUGUUUCCAGACAGAGUAAUGACAGAGUUCUGUCAUCUGAUUCUUGUUCCAACUCUUGACUCAUCUGACAUUUGCUUCUGUUUUAUCUUGCUAAUUAACCAUUGCUAACUUGUAUUUUUUAUUAUUUAUUAAAUCAUUUUUGUGUAUAUUCCCUACAAUUUACAUUAUGGUGUUGCAUUUCUUGUGUCAGGGAAAUAGAAGCAUAAGUAAUAAUAAAUUAUUUAUGAUAUUUAUAUAUAGAAAAUUAAGCUUAAUAUAUUUUCAAUAAAUUGGAUAAUCAGAUGUA